Molecule: messenger RNA, 3350 nt
Organism: Cladophialophora immunda
Lineage: Eukaryota; Fungi; Ascomycota; Eurotiomycetes; Chaetothyriales; Herpotrichiellaceae
Exons: 2
Coding region: 1439-2236 (265 amino acids)
Source: RefSeq, a predicted model, not a curated record
CCUUGCGACGCGGCUCCCACGGUGAAAUCUAUACGAUUGAGAUCCCGUGGACCUGGACUGAACGGCGGGGGUUAACACCAGGCCGUGCUCCAAGGGGACGUGCUCAAGCACCGUGGGUUCUCUCGUUGUGCUGGCCACCUGCAAAUGGACUAAAUCUCGACACUGUCGACUCGUUCGCACGCACGACCCGCUCUUUGUUUGUACUGCAUCAUUUCGAUUUGAGCUCCUCGCAGAAUGAGCAUUUUCAUUGAAUGUCCCAAACGCGGGUGAUCUUGCUCAGCGACUCCCGCCACAAUUGGUGGUCCCAGCUGGCUGCUGAGAGACAUCUCGACCUUGAAUCUUCCCAAGUAGACACCCGAGAUAGUAUCCUACUUCAUGAAGAUGCCCAGGCUUGCAAAAAGAAGAGACUUCUGACGUAAAUCUAGGUGGUGUUCUGGCGCGGGAGCGCCUUGAGUUGGCGGACGCUCGCCUCAAUGCUUGAAUCUACACGGAAGUGUUAACAUUUUGCCCCAGCUGGGCUGCGCUUCGCGUGCUGUACUGCGCUGCUAUUUUCAAAGUUCGUUCGCGAAGAACGAAGAACAGCGCCAAGGUGCCAAGGGUGGCGCAGGUGGCGGAGGUGGCGCAAUGUGGCUGAUGAGGCUGAACGAAACUCCCUCACUGCGAGUGAUAUUCAUCGCGACACUCGAACUUGGACGAAUUCGAUGAAGGCAAACCGAAGAGGGAGUCAUUCUCGUUGGCAAGGAGCGUCGUCAGUGAACUAGGCAAACAUUGGAGGGAAGAAUGGCAUGCACUCGGCUAACUGUGUACAGCUAAAUCCACGCAAAGGAUCAGUGGCUGUAAGCCUCUAGCCACCCUCAGUCCGACUGCGGAUUCCCCUCAACCAGGGACGACAUAGCUUACCAGGACUGGCAAGCACCUGUCUGGGCCACCCGACGUGAUAGGACGUACGAGUAAGCAACGCGGGGGCUGCGGCGCAUCUGCCGUCAGAUCCCAACGUCAGGGCAAACAACGGCAGACGAGGUGUUCGGGGUUUCCUCCAACCUCCUCUCGCCUCUACCGGAGACAUGGUGGCCCGGGAUCGAGACGCUAGUCGAUUUGUUUCAUUAUUGGUGCUGAGCACUGUUCUGUCAUCCCCAACCGCGGAUAAGACCCGAUAGUCAAUGCCGUCUUGUUCUCUUGUGGAUGUGUUAUCAGCAAACCCCACGAGCGUGAGACAGAAGUGUGUGGAGGCGGGGGACGGCAUGACCAAUAUAACGUCUUAUCCCGCUCCUUGUCUACUUGAAAACAAAAGCAGGGUCAUUCCUCGCGUUCUGGGAAAAGAGAGAGAGAGAGAGAGAGAGCAGGGUGGAACAAUUGUGACUCUGCAGAAGUUCGUUCCACAUUGCUCCUGGACAGGCAUCAGACAUUCCAGCCCAACUCAAUCUGUCAGUAGGAGACGAUGUCCUCCUUUCCUACCUUGAUCCUUUGCCAUGGCGCCUGGCACACCUCGGAAUAUUGGGACACAGUUAUGAACGACCUCCAAAACAGGGGGUAUAAGUGCAUAGCCCCAGCAUUGAUCUACAACGGGGGAGAAACGCCUGUCCAGUCAAUGACAUCGGUUGUGGCGGCUCUGCAAGAGGUCAUUGCCGACGAGACCGGGCUGGGCAAUGAUGUAGUCUUGGUCAACCACUCUAUGGCCGGCAUCGCAGGUUGCAGCGCUGUCAGGGGUUUCACGAGAAAAGACCCAUCAAAACGCAAAAGUGAGAAGGCGGGCCACAUUUGCGGGUUAGUCCAGGUUACGGCGUGGACACCAGGCGCCCACGAAACUUCUCUGGCCGACAUUGGCGACGACUUUGCGCGCAGACAUCCCCAGAUAUCGAUGGUUCGGAUGAAAACGAAGAUCGACGAUGAAGGCUGGUCCGAGGUGCAGGGCGAGCCUGCCGAGUAUUUCUACAACGACAUGCCUCGCGAAGACGCCGAAAAAUGGGUUUCCAAGCUCAUCAAGUUCUCUGCUGCAAUGCGAUCCGCGCGGGAUUCAGUCUAUGCCGGCUGGCAAGACGUGCCCGUGUGGUACCUCAUAUGCACCGCAGAUAAUGCUAUCAAGAAAGAGCUGCAAGAAGACAUGGUGCAGAAAUGCCGCGCAUUUGGUGCAGACAUCACGACAAGGGAGUGCGACGCUGGUCAUUCGCCCAUGCUGAGUAAGCCUGGAGAGACGGUCGCGUUCAUCGAGGAUGCUGUGAGAGCGUUUGGUGCGUGAGAAGUGCGUCUGCCUCAGUGACCAAUUCCGAGCGGCACAUUCCACUCCUGGCAACGAGUAUCCAGGGGUGGCGACGAAGAGUGUUUCCAGCAGCAACAUAUGCGGUUUUAUACAUUAUAGGGACCCCGCCGUUGGCAGAGAAAUCGUUGGAUUUGAGAAUAGACGUCGAGUCCACUACUCGAAGGAUGCAGUUGUGGAGGAGCCCGCGCCGAUAAUAGCCGGGAUUCUGGACCUUGCAUGUGCAAAGAAAGUGAAGCGACGUAUCGAGUUCAAAUGUCUGUGACAAGGCACAUGUCCUCAGUUUUUCAAUCACUGAAUGUAAGGGAAAGUCUCGUGAACUCAGGUUCAACGCUCUGCUCGGUCGAAGACGUAAUACGGUUGAGGUUGUCGCAACCGAUCGGAUUCCGGAUCUUGGCCAAUAUCAGCAUCCCAAGAGGUCAGCUGAACCCCUGGCCAGCUGAAGCCCAGAGCCAGUGCGAUUUGACUCUGGCUUAAAAUUACGGGAUGGAUUGAACAAAAGUUCAGCCCACCAGCCCGUGCAGGCCACAUGUGGGCAACGUCUGUGGCCAUAUCAGCCACAGAAGCGUUGAAGGAAUGCCUGACACGUGGCUGGCACGCCGUGUCUCUCGGAGCGCGUAAAGUACAUCGUGCUGUCUGUCACAGUAUCCUGAAGGGUUUCGGUGCCUGCCAAUCUGAUGAGAAAGUAGGAGCAGAGACCAGUAGUCAGCAAACGUGCCCAGGCCAGGCACAGGCACCGGCACCGACCAGGCGGGAGAACACUCGUAUCUCGACUUUGCUACUCCACGAGCUCUUUGAUGGUACUUGCAUUGGAGAAGGGAAAAGGCACGGAGCGUCCACGACAGGCGGCUUGAUGGUGUUUGGCCCAGACAUGUGCAGUAGGCAGCAUACCCAGUGGUCGUCUCGACCGUCACUUUGAAAUAGCAGCAGGCCAGUCCCUGCAUGGCCAUGCAGGCUCUGGGGAUGGCCCAAGUCCUACCCGCACUCAGCAGCCGGCACUUUCGGGCGAUCGAAACUUGGCACAGGCAGGCUCCAGGACCCCCAAGGUUCCUGCUUAGAGCUGACGCUCGUGCAAGAAUGCUUGAGCGGCGGGCGG